AGCCGCCUCCAGAACUUCCUGCUUCCGGCUACGUACAGGAUGUGCAGCUCCGUUACCAUGGAGAUGCUACAUCGCGGAAGUUGCGGUUGCUAGGGACACUGGGAGACGAGAUGGAGGCGCGGGUGCCGGAUUGUUUGCGCUGGAGCAGCCGGGAUGUCGGGGGCUGGCUCAGGCGGCAGGGAUUCCCGCAGUAUGAGGCAUGUUUUACAGAGAACUGCAUCAAUGGCAGGAAACUUAUCUAUGUUACAUGCUCCAGCCUCCCUCAGAUUGGAGUCACUAACUUCCAGGACAUGAAGGCCAUCUCACAGCUGAUCAGAGAUCUGCUGGGUGUCAUGGAGCCCUCCUGGAGCCGCAGCAUCUCCCUGCCACGGAGAGACCCCCUGGGCCUGUUCCUGGAGCAGAAGUCUCAGACAGGGGUGAACCACGACUUGCUCACCUACGAUCAGUUCAUCAAGGAGUCACCGUAACCCCCAAAGCAGCUCGGCGUGACCUCAGCGGCGUCUGUGCUGGAACAGAAAGAGUUUCUGCAUGUGUGUUAGACCAUAUGGACACCUCUAUAGCCCUGCUGUGUUACAGAGCAGCCAAUGUACUGUAUAUAUUCUCUGUUUUCCUAUGGAUGGCUGUCACAUCUGCAGGUCUUCUCCUGUACACUGGCAACAACACUGUUUCCCCCGCUGUAAUAAAACCAAAAGAUAGUGACGGA
Molecule: messenger RNA, 703 nt
Organism: Pseudophryne corroboree (corroboree frog)
Lineage: Eukaryota; Metazoa; Chordata; Amphibia; Anura; Myobatrachidae
Gene: SAMD15
Product: sterile alpha motif domain containing 15
Exons: 3
Coding region: 111-467 (118 amino acids)
Molecular function (GO): protein binding
Source: RefSeq, a predicted model, not a curated record